Messenger RNA from Funneliformis mosseae, 198 nucleotides. The record is from the annotation of a GenBank genome assembly. Lineage: Eukaryota; Fungi; Glomeromycota; Glomeromycetes; Glomerales; Glomeraceae.
AUGAAUAAAUACGAUGAAGAAGAUAAGAUUGAAUAUGAAAAAGACGGUUCUAAGAAAGAGGGCUUCAUUAUAAGAAAUUUAGGUAAAAGAAAACCCUCAAAUAAACGGGCAUACGCCGUUGGUGAUACUCCCACUUCUUUGGAAAAGGAAACAAUUGUCGUCGAAGAGGACGAUAUCAUUCGCAAAUUACCGCGCUAA